CCACCGUCACCAGGCCUGGCUGCAAAUAGGCACUGUCCACGAGGGGUUCUGAGUUUUCCUGUCGAGGUUUCUUUGAAAUUUUAUCGGUCUCAACGCUUAAACGAUGUUGUCGAGAGCGUUUUUCAGGGGAGCAAGCCGUAUUUUACAGUCUCGUGGGCAAGCAGUGUGCCGGUCGGGGAAUAGAUGCUGGUCUGUGCUCUCCAGUACUCGGUCUGUUUCGCUAUCACAAAGGCACUGGCUGAACAGAUUGUGUGCUUGCUCCAAAAUCUGUGUGUGCGGAGCGCAUAAGCUUACCCAAGGUGACAGUGACUUGUUAAGCUUCCUGAAAGAUGAGAUCAAGUUUGAACAAGAUAAUUCCCGCAACGUUCCAAAAUCUGAGUUAUUCCAGGCAAAAGUUGAUGAUACCAUAGUCAGACUUGAAAGAGAAUUCAAUGGUGAAAAGGUUGUCAUAACAUUUGACAUCAAUCAGAAUGUCAAUGAAGAUCAGUCUUAUGUCAGUGAUGCAGAGUCAGACAACGAAAGACCAGCUAAUGAAGACACUGCAGGCAAUAUUGUAUCAUAUCCAUCAUUUACUGUUGACGUCACUAAGCAUACAGGGAGCACACUGCGAUUCACAUGCGAAUACAACCAGGGUGUCAUUCCACCGGCAGAUGAGGGUGCUGAUAACAGAGAGGAGGAGGAUGUGUUUCAGAUCAUCAAUGUGUGUGUAAUGGAUAGCCCCAAUUCUGCUGACAACAAGGCUAUUUAUGCUGCUGAGACAGAGAAUAUUGACCCUAAUCUCUACACCAUGCUCUUGAAUAUGCUUGCGGAGAGGGGAGUCGACAACAGCUUUGGCCACUGGCUUUUGGAUUUCAGCACUGCUAUAGAACACCAACACUACAUCAAGUUUUUAAAGAAUUUGCAGGGAUUUGUGGAGGAGGAUUAAGAUGCUAACACCCCAAACAACUAAAAGGACCCUAACAAACAUUAAGACAAUUGAAGACAUUGGCAAAUUUGCAAGUUGUAGGUGUUAGUUCAAUUUUAAAAAGUGUUCUAAGGUAACAGCGAUAAUGAGGGUUUCAGGGAGGAUGGCAGCAGGAGACAUGAUUAUAUUGUGGUUUUUAUUAACAAAAACCUGUUUUCAGUCUAUAAAUUCAAGCUCUUCCUGUUGAACAAAGUAACUUAAUUUAAUCUUUAAGACACAAACUACUUCGUUAAAGACUGGUUGUACAGUAAAAAGUAAAAAAACAAAAACAACAACAACAAAAAGACAGGAGAACAAAGUUUUGAAUUGUUAGUAGAUAGUGCAUUUUACUAAGUUUGAUUACACUCAACCAGCUCUAUACUCUGUAAUCACUGGCUCUUGUUAAACAAAAUAGAAGCAUAUCGUGUAAGAUAACUUGAAAGGGCUUGAAUUAAAGAGACAGUUUAAAU
Molecule: messenger RNA, 1413 nt
Organism: Nematostella vectensis (starlet sea anemone)
Lineage: Eukaryota; Metazoa; Cnidaria; Anthozoa; Actiniaria; Edwardsiidae
Product: complement component 1 Q subcomponent-binding protein, mitochondrial
Exons: 7
Coding region: 104-925 (273 amino acids)
Biological process (GO): cytosolic ribosome assembly
Cellular component (GO): mitochondrial matrix
Source: RefSeq, a predicted model, not a curated record